Molecule: messenger RNA, 300 nt
Organism: Cylicocyclus nassatus
Lineage: Eukaryota; Metazoa; Nematoda; Chromadorea; Rhabditida; Strongylidae
Source: the annotation of a GenBank genome assembly
AUGAUUGAGGACUACAACUGGGAGUACUUGCAUUUCACUUCUCCAUAUCUUCUUAUUCAUAAUUGUACUGUACUUGCUAUGCUAUUACCAGCGUACUCCAUUCUCUGCUGUUACUUAUACUUCAAACGCAGUACAGCUGGGCAUGAAAAUUUACGGAUCUUCAUGCAAGUAUUCCUUAUUUGUUUAUCCAAAGUAAUUGUGGCGAUUCUCUACGUAGCGUUGCAAUUUUUCUCCGUACCAGGAAGUGUCGUCCUUGCAUCAUAUGUCUUAUGGCAGCUAAGUCAUGGUAGCUUUACCUAG